Cannabis sativa is the source of this 2099-nucleotide messenger RNA. RefSeq names its product transcription initiation factor IIA large subunit. Gene Ontology annotation, biological process: transcription by RNA polymerase II; transcription initiation at RNA polymerase II promoter. Gene Ontology annotation, cellular component: transcription factor TFIIA complex. The transcript has 11 exons. The record is from RefSeq and is a predicted model, not a curated record. NCBI's taxonomy places the organism in Eukaryota, Viridiplantae, Streptophyta, Magnoliopsida, Rosales, Cannabaceae. Bases 438 to 1610 code for a protein of 390 amino acids.
AGAAAAGUAAGUAGCUGUGUAUGAAAUGAGUUGAGCUCGCCCCAAGCCUUUUUGUUUCCCGGUGGGGUUACCCGAAAUAUCAGGAUCGUGCAGAUUUCGACACGUGGACCCACGCUUAUAAUCGGAUGCAAACCUAUUUAUAUUCCACUCUUUAUUCCUCUUUUCUGGUCCGCCCUCUCUCUCUCUCUCUCUUCUCUCUUUCUUCCUCAACGUCGUUCUUGUUUCUCACUCCUGUAUCCUCAAACCCUAGAACCCUUCUCCCCUCCAUCCUUGACCCGAUUUCAUGAUUCGGUUCUUUAACACCUUAGAUUUUCUCUCCUGAGCAUUUACUUUCCCAUUCUGUUUCCCGGAGAAAAUCCAGCUUGGAUUCGUUAUUUUCCGAAACAUCGUCGGAGUAGUAGGAGGAGGCGGUGGAGGAAGGAAUCAUCGAGAGAUAAAUGGCGACUGCAACGAGCAGUGUGUAUGUUAGUGUUAUCGAAGAUGUUGUCAGCAAGGUCCGCGAAGAGUUCUUGAACAACGGUCCCGGAGAAGACGUUCUAAAAGAGCUUCAAGGAAUGUGGGAAACGAAAAUGAUGCAAGCGGGUGUAGUAAAUGCCCCCAUAGAGAGGUCCGGUGCUGCGAAGCCCACGCCUGGAGGUCCAAUUACUCCAGUUCAUGAUCUCAACGUACCAUAUGAGGGGACUGAGGAGUAUGAAACCCCUACAGCUGAGAUACUGUUCCCUCCGACUCCGUUGCAGACUCCGAUUCAAACACCUUUACCAGGAACUGCUGACAUUUAUAAUAUUCCCACCGGUCCUAGUGACUAUUCUGCAUCUGGAAAUGAUAAUGGUGGCGGUGGUGCUGGCACACCUAGCAGUGGCAACACUGAGCUGAAAUCUGCUACUGGAAGACCCAGUCCAUACAUGCAACCUCCUUCAUCUUGGAUGAGCCAGCGGCCUCCACUAGAUGUUAACAUUGCUUAUGUUGAAGGGCGGGAUGAAGUGGACAGAGGAACUGCUAAUCAAUCUUCCACACAAGACUUCUUCACUAUGAAUUCUGGUAAGCGGAAACGUGAAGAUCUUCCUCCACAGUACCAGGCUGGUGGCUUUGUCCCCCAGCAAGAUGGAGCUGGGGAUACCCCUGAGCUUUUUGAGAUUGAGGUAAUGGGUGGAACCACUUUUCAUAGUAGAGGUGGGAAUAAUGAGAUGGUAGAGCGCAUGCUUAGGUCAUCCUCAAAGAUUCCUCAACUUGAUGGGCCGAUUCCUGAUCCUUAUGAUGAUGUGCUUUCUACUCCCAAUAUAUACAAUUAUCAAGGAGUCUAUAAUGAGGACUACAACAUAGCAAACACACCUGCACCCAAUGACAUUCCAGCCAGCACUCCUGCUAUUCCUGCUCCAGAAGAUGUUGGAGAGGAUGAUGAUGAUGAACCUCCAUUGAACGAAAAUGAUGAUGAUGAUUUGGAUGAUGUGGACCAAGGAGAAGAGCUAAAUACACAACAUUUAGUUUUGGCCCAGUUCGACAAGGUUACGCGCACCAAGAGCAGGUGGAAAUGCACUUUGAAGGAUGGCAUUAUGCACAUAAACAAUAAAGACCUUCUCUUUAAUAAGGCAACAGGGGAAUUCGACUUCUGAAUCUGAUUAGCCGAAGAUAUAUAUGAGUUUCGCCUACAUAGUGGAUGUGGCCAGCCUUAGAGGAGAACAAGGGGAUGGAGCGGUGUGGUUGGAUGUUUAGGUGACUUUUGUUUCUUGAUUAUAUAUUAAGUGAAAAGCUUGAGGCAAGAGAAAAAAAAAACUUGAUUAGUACUUUUUUAUUAAGAUUGGGAUGGACGUUGGCCUGGUGUACAUAAUGAAUGAGCUUUUUCGGCCUAAGUGGAUGGUCGCUCGAGGCAUUUCCAGAAGUUGAAAUUCUGUAAUGGAAUAUUAUAUCAUUCCAUGGACUUCGUAUACUUGGGGACUUUUGUUUUUUUUUUUUGGGGGGGGGGGGGGGGGGGGGGGGCGGUUAAUUUAUGAAUUGAAUUACUCAUCAUCUACCCUAUUUUUUUCUUCUUAUUGCGCGGCCUUAUAUAGGACCGUUUCUGUGACUCUAUUCUAAUUCUAGGAAGCUUUUGCUUUCAUUUGGUC